UCUGCUCUGUCAGGCAUGGCCGGGUUGCGGUCUUUAGUUGGGAGCCUCUGGUUCUUGGCGUUGCUGCGGUUGGGCGCCGCGGCGGAAGCGACGGCAGCGGUUGGGGACGUCAGCGUGGACGGACGGCGCGCCAUUGCGUCGACGGGCGAGGACUUCGUGUGCGCGACGCUCGACUGGUGGCCGCCGGAAAAGUGCGACUACGGCACCUGCGCCUGGGGCCGCGCCUCCCUGCUCAACCUGGAUCUCUCCAACAAAAUCCUGCUCAAUGCCGUCAGAGCCUUCUCGCCGCUGACGCUCCGGCUGGGCGGCUCGCUGCAGGACAAGGUGGUGUACGGCACCGGCGACUCGCAGGGGCCGUGCGCGCCGUUCGUCAAGAACGCGUCGGAGAUGCACGGCUUCACGCAGGGCUGCCUGCCCAUGCGCCGGUGGGACGACCUCAACGCCUUCUUCCAGAAAUCAGGCGCCAAGAUUGUGUUCGGGCUCAACGCUCUCAACGGCCGGGUUCCUCUGCAGGACGGGUCCAUGGGAGGGAACUGGGAUACCACCAAUGCAGCAUCGCUCAUCCGUUACACUGUCAGCAAGGGCUACACAAUCCAUGGAUGGGAGCUCGGAAAUGAGCUCAGUGGCAAUGGCGUCGGAACCCGGGUUGGUGCUGACCAGUACGUCAAAGACGUGAUCGCCCUCAAAUCGACAGUCGACAACGUAUACCGAGGCAGUUCAUCGAAGCCGCUGGUCCUUGCUCCGGGAGGCUUCUUCGACGCAGGCUGGUUCAACGAGCUCAUCGUCAAGACCAGGCCAAACCUUAUCAAUGUGGUCACUCACCACAUCUACAAUUUAGGACCAGGGGUGGACACGCACCUCGUGGACAAGAUCCUCAACCCGUCAUACCUAGACGGCAUGGUGAACACAUUCAGCAGUCUCCGAGGCUUGCUGAAAGCCGCAGGGACAUCAGCCGUCGCCUGGGUCGGAGAGGCUGGAGGGGCUUACAACAGCGGACACCACCUUGUCACCGACGCCUUUGUGUUCAGUUUCUGGUUCCUGGAUCAGUUUGGGAUGUCGGCAAAGUAUGACACCAAGAGUUACUGCAGACAGAGCUUCAUCGGUGGGAACUAUGGCCUGCUAAACACGACAACGUUCCAACCAAAUCCUGACUACUACAGUGCUCUUUUGUGGCAUCGCCUCAUGGGAGCCAGAGUUCUAGAUGCAAAAUUCAACGGCACCAACAUGAUCCGCACCUACGCGCAUUGCGCAAAACAUUCUCCAGGAAUAACUCUGCUGCUGAUCAACCUCCAUGGCAGUGCCAUAAACCGAGUCUCUGUGACAAGUGAAGGUGCACAUGAACACACUUCAAGGAGGCAUGGCAGGAAGUUUGCUCAGGAAGCUAGCGCCAUGAGAGAGGAGUACCAUCUCACACCCAAAGACGGCGAUAUCCAGAGCCAGGUGAUGAUGCUGAAUGGCAGGGCCCUGGUCACUGAUGCAGAUGGGAACAUCCCCAGGAUGGAGCCUGUCAGAGUUGCUGCCGCGCAGCACAUUGUGAUUGCACCUUACUCCAUUGUUUUUGCUCACAUCCCUUACUUCCGUGCUCCUGCUUGUAGUUAGGUUUUAUUUUGUGAGAUUCUUUGUUGUGAUGGGUAGCUAAGCGUGUCCAUCCCAAGAAAAGUGUGCGGUGUUGUGUUAUACUGUGAUAGGUUGGAGGGGAAAUUGAUAAUGGUGCAGAAGAGAGAUGAAUCAGAUUCCUUCAAGUUCAGGACCUUCA
Messenger RNA from Lolium rigidum, 1756 nucleotides. Its product is annotated as heparanase-like protein 3. Lineage: Eukaryota; Viridiplantae; Streptophyta; Magnoliopsida; Poales; Poaceae. Gene Ontology annotation, cellular component: plant-type cell wall; membrane. Gene Ontology annotation, molecular function: beta-glucuronidase activity. The transcript is spliced from 9 exons. The coding region runs from base 16 to 1599 and encodes 527 amino acids. The record is from RefSeq and is a predicted model, not a curated record.